Messenger RNA from Zingiber officinale, 1394 nucleotides. RefSeq names its product probable auxin efflux carrier component 9. Lineage: Eukaryota; Viridiplantae; Streptophyta; Magnoliopsida; Zingiberales; Zingiberaceae. The record is from RefSeq and is a predicted model, not a curated record. Gene Ontology annotation, cellular component: endoplasmic reticulum; plasma membrane. Gene Ontology annotation, biological process: auxin polar transport; auxin export across the plasma membrane. Gene Ontology annotation, molecular function: auxin efflux transmembrane transporter activity. The transcript has 4 exons. Bases 79 to 1203 code for a protein of 374 amino acids.
UUUAUUUAUUUAUGUAUAUAUGGACGCUAAAUUACUGCCAAACCUAGUCGAUUCUUUUCCAAGAGAGAUUCGGUUGCCAUGAUUUCUUUGUCCAACCUUUACCACGUGGUGGAGGCCAUGGUGCCCCUGUACGCCGCCAUGGCGCUCGGCUACGCCUCCGCCAAGGCCAAAGCCUUCAGCCCCGAGCAGUGCGCCGGGAUCAACCACUUCGUCGCCGUCUUCGCCAUCCCCCUGCUAACCUUCCGCAUGAUCUCCUCCAACGACCCCUAUGCGAUGAACCUCCGUUUCCUCGCCGCCGACUCCCUCCAGAAGCUCACCGCGCUCGCCGGCUUCGCGGCCUGGGCCCGCCUCGCCAAGAAAGAGAACGCCCUCGCCUGGGCCGUCACGAUCUUCUCCCUCGUCACCCUGCCCAACACCAUCAUCAUGGGCGUGCCGGUGCUCGAAGGCAUGUACGGCGCCGUCUCCGACAGCCUGAUGGCGCAGACCGUGGUCCUCCAGUUUGCAUUGUGGUUCAUCGUCGUCGUGUUCUUGCUCGAGUACAUGGCGGCGAAGAGCGCCGUGGCCUCGCGCUCCCAGCUAGCGGAUGCCGAAGCGCAGCUCGACGCUGACGAAGAAGAGGGGUGGCCGUCGGCCUUGCGGAUCCUGGCGGUGGCGGCCAAGAAGAUUCUUAAGCUCCCCAACACCUACAGCAGCAUGCUCGGCUUUUCCUGGUCGCUCAUCGCUUUCAGACUUCAUCUCAAAUUGCCUCCGAUCAUCGACAAUUCACUGUCGAUCAUUUCAGUGUCAGCCGUUGGGCUAGCCAUGUUCAGUGUGGGCACUUUCAUGGCUCGUCGGAAAAGAUUCAUUUUAUGUGGCUACAAGCUCGCCCUUUUAGCCAUGAUCGCCAGAUUCGUGGUAGGCCCCGCGGUCAUGGCCGCGACGUCGCUCGCUGUCGGCCUUCGCGGGGUAUUUUUGCGCGUAGGCAUUGUACAGGCUGCUCUUCCUCUCGCCGUGCUUUCGUUUGUUUAUGCAGAGGAAUACAAUGUCCAUGCAGACAUCAUGAGCACGGGGUUUGACUUCAAUACCCUUUUCCCUUGUCAAUUAAUUUUUUAUAUAUCUAUAAAAUUCUGCAUUACUUCUACGAAUCAAUCAUUAAUAAGUGCAGGGUCAUUGUGGGCAUUUUGCUAUCAGUUCCUAUUACACUCUUCUACUACGUUGUGUUAAGCCUGUGAAGGGUAAUUGAAUCUGAUAAAUCUCAGCGUGCAGCAGAGGCAUUUAUUGCCGCAAUAAAUGCCUGGAAUCCAGGCCUGCGUAAUAAAUUGUAGUAGUAGUCUGUAGUUAUGUUUUAAGUCACAUUUAUAAUAAUUAAUAUUUGGUUAAAUUGAAAUAUCUUGCACAUAUAAUUUUUUACAAGA